Messenger RNA from Spodoptera frugiperda (fall armyworm), 5545 nucleotides. It is a transcript of the gene fwd, whose product is annotated as phosphatidylinositol 4-kinase beta. Gene Ontology annotation, molecular function: 1-phosphatidylinositol 4-kinase activity. The record is from RefSeq and is a predicted model, not a curated record. Gene Ontology annotation, cellular component: membrane; cytoplasm. Bases 446 to 2908 code for a protein of 820 amino acids. Gene Ontology annotation, biological process: phosphatidylinositol-mediated signaling; phosphatidylinositol phosphate biosynthetic process. Lineage: Eukaryota; Metazoa; Arthropoda; Insecta; Lepidoptera; Noctuidae. The transcript is spliced from 10 exons.
AAACACAAAAUGAAAAAUAAUAGGAUGUCGUCUCGGUUGGAGCGUCAUCGAUUUCUUUAAUUUUGAAGAAUUUGUUUCUUUUAUUACGCCUACCGUUGAUUUUUAUUUGAAAAUCGUUUUAGUGUUUUUCGUUGUUUGUUUUUCUUCACACAAUACCUACGCUGGGUUACGUGUUGAAGAAUUUGUAGGGCAAUCAAAGGUUUACAUACUUUGAUUGUUACAAUACAUACAUACUGCUUUGCAAUAAAUAUUGAUGAUACAUCAACGGCUGUGAGUAGAUAGAUUUGUUGGGAAUUGGGGUAAAAGAGCAAGAGCAAGGGUUCUCUGUCUGCGUUUGUAGUAUUGGUUGCGGACGCCAUGUUGUUAUUUACUUUGUGAUUUUACUACGGGGAGGUAGUGCUAUGGGUAUAUUAUUGUGUUGUGCCGCUGCAUCGCGUGUGUGAGAAUGUUAGAGGAUGUACCCGUCCACGGAAGUCGGAGCGACGUCCGAACCCCCAAAGCCACGACUCAUCAGAGAAACCUCAGUCUGGAUUUCAGACAUGUGACGGGUUCUAACGGGCCGCCUGCAGGAUGCGGCCACCAAAGAAACAGAUCCCUGGACUCUGUACUCCAGAGGAUACCAGAAGACAUGACACCUACGUCACCAGAGGGGGCGCCACUUCGAAUUCCUAUCGAAGUGCCCGCUCCAAGAUUAGCGCUUCCACCAGAGGUGCCCACCGGCUCCGAUGACUCCGGCAUCCACACGCCCCCGGAUGGCAAUGAUGAAGAACGGCCACAACCCCCAGCCGCUGCAAGGUCGAGAGAAAGUUUAGACUCCGGUAACCCUGAAGACACAGAUAAACCCCCAGAACCCCCCGAUGCAAUAGAAACAACAGUGAAAUCAGAUAUUUGUGCCGCUGAAACAUCUAAAAACAAAGACUUUCUGCUCCGGUUGUUCGAAAGUAAACUGUUCGACAUGAGUAUGGCGAUCUCAUACUUAUUCAACUCCAAAGAACCGGGUGUGCAGAGCUAUCUGGCGAACAAACUGUUUUCAUUCCCAUACGAAGACGUAGAUUUCUACCUGCCACAAUUAGCGACUAUGUAUAUAGAAAUGGGCGAUGUGGCAGACGUGUUGAAACCGUAUUUGGUGUUCAGGUGUAAACAAAGUGCUGAAUUUUCACUAAGACUCGCGUGGUUAUUGACUGCUUUCGGAGGUGACGCUAAGAGAUCGAGAGCAACGAAACUUAGGGAUUCUAUAUUGGCUGAGGAGAUCAGGCCAGCAGCGAGAAGAGGGCAUCACAGGUCGCAGUCUGAUGCUUCUGCAUUAAGGCUUGCCACUCCUUCGGGAAGGCACCUUGGAGACUUGGCGUCUGGUCGAGCUUUCGACAAUGGAUGCCUCUGUGGUGAACAGUGUUCGUGUGGAGCACCAAGACUGGCGCCUCAAAUACAGUUUCUGACGUCACUGACGAACAUUGGCCGUCGUCUCGCCGGGGUCGCGGACAAGGAGCGUCGUAAUGGCCGUCUCAGGGCCGAGCUAGCGACGCUAGACCUCAACCUCCCUGCUCGGGUGUGGUUACCUUUACACCAGAGGCCGCACUAUGUGCUCAGGAUACCACCGCAUGCUGCUGCCGUCCUGAACAGCAAGGAUAAGGCCCCAUACAUAAUGUACGUGGAAGUCUUAGAAACGGACGGCCAUGAGCCUUUACCUCCUCGCCUCCUACCACCAGCGCCGCCUGCACCGCACUCACCGCCAAUCAGACAUACGAAGAGUGAAGAGAACCUGGUGCCGGAGUGGCCGGCACUGUCCUUAUACUCUGGGUUAGAUGAUGUAGACGCUGGCGACUGUUGGAGUCAUGAUGAUGAGGAGCUUAGCACCCAAUAUUCACAUAGAGCACCAGCACCGGAUAGCUUGUCACAGGUGUCAGCAGUAUCAGCUCUAUCGACGUCAUCGUGUGGGUCGCGCGAGUCAGUGGCGGUGGGCGCGGGCGAGGUGAGGCGCCGCCUGGCCGACGCCACGGCCGCGCCGCCGCCCAACGCCUUCCGACACGAUCCCGCUGAUCCAUCCGCCACGGCACUUAAGGAAUCAUGGGAAAGCAAAUACGCUCGAAUGCGUUCAUCGUCCCCGUACGGAGCGCUCAGUGGUUGGCGUCUACUGGGCUGUAUCGUCAAAGUAGGAGACGACUUGCGUCAGGAAAUGUUGGCGGCGCAACUGCUCCGAAGGCUACAAGCUGCCUGGGUCGCUGAGCGAGUGCCACUGAAGCUCAGGCCUUACGAAAUACUCUGUCUUGAUAAGGAGUGCGGUCUUAUACAACCGGUCCUGAACUCAGUAUCGCUGCAUCAGAUAAAGAAGCAAUCAGGCAAGUCUCUCCGUGCCUGGUUGGAGUUGGAACAUGGUCCUCCGAACAGUGAGGGCUUCCUCCGCGCACAGAACAACUUCGUGGAGUCCGCAGCUGCGUACGCCCUUACCAGCUACCUUCUACAACUUAAGGAUAGGCAUAAUGGAAAUAUUUUACUGGAUAGCGCGGGCCACAUAAUCCACAUAGAUUUUGGUUUCAUAUUCUCAAUAUCACCCAAAAAUCUUGGAUUUGAGAGCUCACCGUUUAAGUUGACACAAGAGUUUGUGGACGUGAUGGACGGCGAGAAUUCCGAUAUGUUCCAGUACUUCAAGAUUCUAAUCUUGCGCGGACUCAUUGCGGCGCGCAAGCAUUGCGACCAGAUCAUACACGUCGUGGAACUCAUGCGCAUGGGCGGUCAGUUGUCGUGCCUGCGCAGCAGUAGCGCGGUGUCGUCGUUCCGCGCGCGGUUCCACGUGGGCCGCACGGAGCCGGCGCUGGCCGCGCUGGUCGAGCGCCUCGUGCGGGACGCGCUGCACUCGCUGUCCACGCGCCUCUACGACAACUACCAGUACUACACCAACGGCAUCCUCUAGCCGCCUACACUCCUCCUGGCUUCUCUAUAGCCCGCUACAUUAUACCAUAAACAUUCAUCGAGUACAAUUGAAAAUUGUAUGUACGACACUGAAAUAGGUCAAUUCUACACAUUGACUUUUUUGUUCUAUUUGAUUUGUGUUUAUGGUAUUGAUCUAACGUGUCUAUUUUGUCUCACUUUUUCACCCUUUACCGACUCUUACAUAUAAACAUGUAAUGGCAAAACCACGCGAUUGUAAUCCUAGAUCUCCUUCAUCAGAAUUACUCAAGCUUCGUAACGUUUGUUGCCGUAUGAUUCAUUACAUCGCACCAGCCCCAUACUACGAUAUAUUACUUCGUAGCUGAGCUCUUGUAAAACGAAUCAAUCGCUUGUUAUAUACGACAUCAGUCAGUAUACUGUCGUUGAAGGGUACUUUAUUAUUUAAUUUAGUUACUAUUGUCUAGCUUCCUGUAUGAGCACCCGCACCUUAGGAAAAUUUAUAGUUAAAUGAAAUGAGAAAUUCUUAAGUAAUAUUUGAAUUGAAUGUGUUAUCGCUCUCUUACUGAAACUCAUUUUCUCAUUAUACAGAGUGUUACAUGAGAGUUGACAUUGAUCUUCAAUGCAUAUAUUGGUUUAGAAAAUUCAAGAUUCCCACACUACGUUAACUUGUAAAUCAUAGCUUACAUCACGUAGAUUUUGUAAAUUGUAGUGCCAUAACCCACGGACACACGCUGUACCUUGAAACUUUAGUCUUAUUUGCUCAAACAUUAACACUCGAUCAUUCACGAAUAUUUUUAACCCGUCCACUGUAGAUCCCGAUAGUGCUUUGUAAAGAUAAAAAAAGAUUGACAGAAUAUUUUUCAUGUAUAAAGGUUACUGUGCAAAUAGAAUGUUAUAAAAUUCUAAAAUAAAAUAUGUAAAUAAUAAAAUGAAAUUAUGAUAAUUUUCGCAAUGAGAAGACUGAUUGUUCAGGCAUGAAGAGUGGUUUAGAUUUAGGUUUCUUAGCCGAUUAAAUUUAAGUUUUAUCCUGUAUGUACAUUGGAAGUCAUGAAUGUGAAACGAAUGCGGAAUGCUAAAUUGCUGUUACAGACGUGAAUGCGAACGAUAUGCCAAAGGAAUGUGUAAAAAUGGCAUUGUUUUAGAUGUUAAUACUUAUAGAAUAAUAUGGAAAUCGAAAAUCUUAUUGUUAAAUGUCCAACGCUAGAUAGACUCAGAGACACCAAAAUAAAUUAGGUGGAUCUAUAUAACAAAUAGAUGUUUUAUGAAUAUAUCAAUGUAUGUUUGAUGUAUGGGGUUAUUGUUAUUCAGUGUUGUGGGCAGUGUUGCCAUUAGGUAGGUAAUGGAACCAAUAUUAUUGUACUAUUAAACGAUGGAGUAAACAUUGAUUAGAAGUAUAAUUUGUAUCAUUGACCUUUCGACAUCUUAAAGGUUUCAAAGGGGAGUGAGAAUGUUGCCAAAUUUUUAACUAUAGCAAUGACAAGAUGUUAUAUUUUUAAAUAUGUCCACUCUAAUAUUCCGAUUUUCUCCUCAAAAUAAAUGACAUACUUUAAGUAAUGUAAUGCAGUAUAGACCGGGUUUGCCAGUUUGUUGCAUAUACAUAUUUCAUGAGAAGUUAGUUAUACAAUUUUGAAGGUUUCAUCAUUAAAUUCGAACUAUUUCUCUUCUGUUGUUGUUACAACUUGUAGUUAAAUGACACACACUUAUAAACAAACUGGUUGAUUCCUGGCUAUACUGAGAUAGGAACGUCAGUCACAGAUAUAUAAUGUUUUUAUAUCAUAAUAAAAUGCCUGAAUAUAUAGCAUGGCAAUAUCGUCUGGAGGCAAGAAUGUAUAAUACCGUGCAUUUUAUUUUACGACGUCAUAUAUUUUAUAUUUAUAUUUCUUGUAUAAUAAUACGAUUGUUAACUAGAUUACAGUGUCAAGUUUUAGUUGACACAUUAUAUUUGGGGCCAGUUUACGUCGUUGCUUUGGUUUUUGUUUUAUUGAAAUGCUAGAAAUCAAGCUGUUAGUUAAUAUUCAACUUGGCUGUUUAACUUGUGGAACAUAUGCAAGAAAACUGUUGGAGCCAACUGUUUAUAGGACAUCAUGUCUUCCUCCCUUUUAUCAUCAAAUCUUUGUGAACUCCACUUACGUGAAUUAGAUCUGCAUAUGAAUUAAGCAAUAACAUGCCUUAUUUUAGAAUAAUUUAAGAUUAUUUUGCGCUUUUUAUGUACUUAGCUCCUUCGCUAGGCGUACAAGAUGUAAACUGGCCUUUAACGACGCUAUUCAUAGUUUUGUAUAAAUUGCCUCUCAGCUUAAGCUCUAGCCUUAAUAAAAACUGUAUUUAUUACCAUUAUAUUUGUGUGUGGGUGAACUAUUAUUAUUGUCGCAUUGGACAAAUACAUAGUAUAUAAUUGACGUACCUUUAAUAAUUAUAUUCAUUAUAGUCUCAUAUUUGUUUAAAGUUGAAAAUUAUAAUUAUAUAUUUGUAUAUAAACGUUUUCGCUUAUGGUCAAUAUUAAAUUAUUCUGUUAAGAAAAUAUUGAAAAUGUCCGAAACUAAGAUAAACUUUCUCCUCGAAAUUAAUUCGUUAUUUAUCAUCAUGUACAGGUAAUUGUAAGUAGGUACUCUAACAUCUAUCGUUUAUCUUAAUUUUUUAAAUAUACAUAAUCAUGAUUUUU